Messenger RNA from Alternaria burnsii, 1635 nucleotides. RefSeq names its product gtr1 g domain containing. The transcript is spliced from 2 exons. The record is from RefSeq and is a predicted model, not a curated record. The coding region runs from base 1 to 1635 and encodes 544 amino acids. NCBI's taxonomy places the organism in Eukaryota, Fungi, Ascomycota, Dothideomycetes, Pleosporales, Pleosporaceae.
AUGGCGCCAGUCGACACCGUCGCAUCCACGCGCAGCAACUCGCUCCCCAUCGCCCUUUUCGGCGGCCAAGUACUCCUCGUCACGGUACUCACAGCUCGUGUGCUUCUCACUACUCGACGCGCCGCCAAAUCGCAGCCGCCGUCAACACGCACGCGCUUACAAGACUCCGCUCGCCGUCGUCAUGCCGUUACCUUCUCUAUCAUUGCGCUCCUCUCACUGCUCUCAGUAGGAAGCUUCGCCUUCCUCUGGCGCGCCAUCUCGUACGUUCGGUGGGCUGGAGAGAAUAAACAUGACAUUCCAGGCAGCUUGUGGAGCGGCUGGUACGGCACUGGAGCCGAAGGGCGCUGGUACCUGGCCGACUGGAUCGCCGACAUAGAUCUUGUGCGCGAAUUCGACAAGGUCGGAAUUAUGAAGCCUGAAGGAUUCCUCUACACCAGCCAGUAUUUUGUUGGACUGAUUGCAAGCUCCAUCUUCAUGGGCGCCGAGGGUCGCAGACGCAAUCUUUCCAACACGACAAUCGCCUCGUUUGUGCUACUGAGCUCAAUCGGGAGUUUAGGAUAUGCCUUGAGCUUGUUCUUCAUCACAAUUCUGUACACGCCUUUGACUAUACACCGCGACGAUACUCCACUACACGAUGCGCUGUUCACCCCGUAUGCCUUCGUAUACGACACCGGCAUUGUUGCGUCGCUCAUCACGCUUAAUCUCUUUCCCCAACUCGUUUCCGAGUUCGGCGACAAGAGCAUGAUGCGACUGGGUUAUCUGACCAUGCCUUUGGCCUUUGCUUUUGCCCCGCAACUGGUCCCUUACGCUCUGGGCCACCAGCAUACGUCCAAGGCAGCGGCUCAUAGAUCAUACGCCAAAGUCUUCCACGCGCUGUCAAUAGCCUCUAUUCUCGUAUACUGGCGCGUAUGGACCACUCUGAUCUAUGUCAACAGACCCGCCCAGCGCUCUCAUGUUUGGGAUCUCUUCUCCAACUCUAUCGGCAACAGCGAUUCGGCAAAUACGAACAGGCUUCUCACCAGCAUCAGCAACGCUGGCCAGGCUCUAAAGCAUAUCAGUAUGCACCCGGCUAUUAGUGUCACAAGCCUUGAUGUUCUCUUCGCAGCCAUCAGCUUGCUGACGUGGACCUUCACCCGCGAUUUAGAUGUGCAUGCUAUCUUAGAAAGCAGCAUACUGUCUUUCCUUGUUCCGACUCACGAGAAACAUGUUAGCUUCAAGCAAGACCUGGCCAGAGUUAUGGAGCACGCAAGCGAGCCCUCGUCGCUUGUAGAACCCACAACACCGAGAAAACCGGGACGUCCCGCUAAGAAUUCGGCUGUCAACGAUACAUCCAGUGCAACGCAUUCAGGACCGACAGGUGCACCUCUGCGGCGCAGCACAAGGGGGAAAGCGCGUAUCUCGGAUGCGGAUUCAGACGCAGGCUCGUUCGCUGGUGAUCCUGAUGCUACCUACCAACCAUCCGAGAAGACCAAGCGAGCGGUGCAGGAAAUGGAAUCGGACGGCUCUGCGCCUGAGGGGGAUCUAGUUCACGCUGGCGAGUCAACUGCACUAGCCCUGUUUCUUGCCUUCUUCGGCGGACUGGGUCAGUUAGCUGCGGGCACUCUAGGUGCCGAGGUGACAGGCCCGCGGGACUGA